Molecule: messenger RNA, 303 nt
Organism: Dentiscutata heterogama
Lineage: Eukaryota; Fungi; Glomeromycota; Glomeromycetes; Diversisporales; Gigasporaceae
Source: the annotation of a GenBank genome assembly
AUUUGCUCUAUAAUAGAUGAUUAUGAGGCUGAAGGCACCAUUAUAUCAAAACAAUAUGGUGUCAAGAAUACUCAAAAUCCCAAAAAACAGGCUGUGCUUCUUGGUAUCACCUCCACAGUUAUGCCAAUUCUUUUAACUAAAUAUCUAGACUUGUUGGCUUUAGAUUCUACUGGCCAUCAUAACAGCUUAAACUUCCCAAAUACAGCUUUCAUGGUUAGAUCAGAUGAACCUUGUGGUCGAGUCAUAGCAACAUUUAUAAGUGAUAAGGAAACAAUACUGGUUGUCGAUCUUAUGUUUGAGUCA